AUGUCUCUCAGCUUACCCUUCUCUUAUACCACCCUCCUUGGGACGGGCGCUGGAAUAUGGGUCGCAUAUCUGUGGCUUCUUUUUACGACCGCCAAACGGAAGGUCCAACACAUCCCUACCAUUGGACCGGACGGCUUUAUCACGUCGUACAUCUCUGCUUGGAGGUAUGAGUUCGGGAAAGGAAGAAAAAUGAUCCAGGAGGGCUACGACAAGUAUCCCGGCGGGGUCUUCAAAGUGCCUACCCUUACAACGCGCAAUGGGUGGUUGAUAGUGGCAAACGGGACAAAGCUCACUGAGGAUAUUCGCAAGGCCACCGAUGAUCAGCUAUCGUUCGGAGAUGCUUCCUUCGAGCUAUUCCAAACAGACCAUUUGCUCGGCGCUGGCAAAAGUAUCAGUGAUAGGCAAACGCCCUACCACGUCUCUGUUGUUCGCGGUGCUCUCACCAAAGGCUUCUCUUCACGGAUGGAAGAAAUCAGGGACGAGUUCGUCCAGGCGGUCUCUGACGUCAUGUCAAUUGGAACAGAAUGGUCCAGCUUCAAGGUUCAUAAGUCGCUAUUGCCCAUUAUUUCCAGGACAACCAACCGCUUCUUCGUCGGGUUGCCACUAUGCAGAAACGAGGAAUUCUGUCGUAUCCAGGAAAGCCUUACUGUCCACUUGGUUGCUGCAGGGACGUUCCUCAAUCUUCUUCCUGCACCGUUCAGGCCUAUCGUUGGGAAACUCAUCACCAAGUUCCCCUCAGCAAAUCGAAAGAUAGAAAAACACUUGGCACCACUUUUCCAGGAGAGAAUGGAAAUGGACGCGAAGCAUGGACGCAAGUGGGAAGGAAGACCGGCCGAUGUGAUUUCGUGGCUGCUAGAUGCUGCCCCCGACCACCGCAGAAACCUUGAAGACCUUUCGGGCCGAGUAAUCGCCCUCAACAUCGCGGCUAUCCAUACGACCUCUGUGGUGCUCUGCAACACCCUUUUCGAACUAGCCGCCCGUCAAGAGUAUUUUGCUCCAUUGCGAUCUGAAGUCGAGGAUGCCAUCAAUACCUAUGGGUGGACUAAGGAAGCGACAACGAAGAUGCGCAAAGUCGAUAGCUUCAUUCGAGAAUCCAGUCGAGUUACAGGGAUCACUGCGGUGUCAAUGAUAAGGAACUCUAGAUCUGACUUCACUUUCUCCAACGGUGUUGUCGUCCCCGCCGGUUUCAGGGUAGCGGUACCCGCGGACGCCACUCAUCGCGAUCCUCAAUACUAUGAGGAUCCCCACACCUUCAAAGGGUUCAGAUUCGUAGAUGAAAGCGAAGACUCGGAGGGUUUCAAUCUCGACAGCCUCAGGAAUCAAAUGGUCGCAUUGGACACUACAUUCCUUCUUUUCGGCAACGGCAGAUCUGCUUGUCCUGGACGCUUCUUCGCUGUGGCUGAGAUCAAGGCUAUGCUCGCGCACCUUCUCAUGAACUACGAUUUCAAGCUGCCGAACGAUAGCAGGGAACCACCCACUCCCCAUUGGCUUGGCCAUACCCGGCUCCCCAACGAAAGCGCCGAGAUCCUCUUUAGGAAGCGGAAGGAGUAA
Messenger RNA from Coprinopsis cinerea okayama7#130, 1551 nucleotides. RefSeq names its product cytochrome P450. Gene Ontology annotation, molecular function: iron ion binding; monooxygenase activity; oxidoreductase activity, acting on paired donors, with incorporation or reduction of molecular oxygen. The transcript has 12 exons. Bases 1 to 1551 code for a protein of 516 amino acids. The record is from RefSeq and is a predicted model, not a curated record. NCBI's taxonomy places the organism in Eukaryota, Fungi, Basidiomycota, Agaricomycetes, Agaricales, Psathyrellaceae.